AAUCUGGCAUCACUUGGUCUUGUGAUGUACUUAGUAUCCACAUAAUAAAAACCCUAAGUCGUAAGUGAUACUCUUUCAGAAUUUUAUCUUAAUUACAAAGUCAAAAUGGCCCAGAAAACAGAAGGGAUUCAGCAACUUCUAAUCGCAGAGAAAAAAGCAACAGAAAGAGUAGUCGAAGCAAGAAAACGAAAAGCUCAGAGAAUCAAAACUGCAAAAAAGGAAGCAGAUUCAGAAAUCCUAGCCUUUAAAAACGAGAAGGAGAAUCACUACAAACAGUAUGAACAAGAGAUCCUUGGCAAGAAAAGUAACAGUGAGGCACAGAUUCAGGUAGAAACAACUAAAAAGAUCAAAGAGUUGGAUGUCAUGCUGAAACAAAACCGUGCUAAAGCUAUGGACGCUAUUCAACAAAGUCUCUUUAGGAUAGAAGUGCAACUUCAUGAGAAUGUUAAGCUGUAAAUUUAGUCCUCUGUACCUUUAUCUGUAUAUUUUAUGUAAAGGGUAGAAUUCUUAAUGUUUAUUUAAUUAUUGACACAGACAGCUCAUGCUUUUAAUUUAUCCUGCAGAUACAAUUUGUUUAAAGAUCUACUCUUCUGCAUUUAUUUUUCAACAUUACAUAAUUUGUUUCCUUCUAGGCUUGUUUUUUUUAGAAAGUUAGGUAUAUCUAUUUGCAGGUAAGAUAUUUAUUAGCCUGAAUUUGAUUGCUAAUAGUAUGUGAUAAUGUGUAGAUAAGUCUCUGUGAUAGCCGAAUAAUUGAUUGGUAUAUCAUUUUAGUUUUAGUGAAUUGUUAGGUAAAAAACAAAAUUACUCCUACCAUAACUGAAGAGGUGGAGACCAAGGCAUUGUUAGUAAUUUAGUUGAAGCUAAAUAUUGUGAGCGUCUGAUUGUACCUCUAGUUAUACUUAUACUGACUUGCACACAUGGGUUUUUUCAUCUAUAUACACUUGUAUCUCAUUGUUAUUCGGAGUUCACUUAUUCAUUGUGAUGUUUAUUUAUAUGACUAGAUUUGGUGGCAUUGAAUGCAUUCCUUGUAUGGAAAGAAAGAAGCAUACAUACAUUUUUUUCAUCAUGCAUUGUAUCUGGAAACUUGAUUAAAAUCCUUUGUUUUUAG
This is a messenger RNA of Physella acuta, 1108 nucleotides long. RefSeq names its product V-type proton ATPase subunit G-like. Gene Ontology annotation, cellular component: vacuolar proton-transporting V-type ATPase complex; vacuolar proton-transporting V-type ATPase, V1 domain. The record is from RefSeq and is a predicted model, not a curated record. Gene Ontology annotation, biological process: proton transmembrane transport. Lineage: Eukaryota; Metazoa; Mollusca; Gastropoda; Physidae. Gene Ontology annotation, molecular function: proton-transporting ATPase activity, rotational mechanism; ATP hydrolysis activity.